AUGGAACGGAACAUGGCGCCUAACAUUCAACUCGAGCAAUAUGCGGAAACAAUACCGAAGCACAAUCAAAUACGGCGUUUCAAGGACAUAUCAUACGACGAGUUCGCGACGAGUUGGACGGAGGAGCCUUUCAUCUUGACGGAGUGCAUUCAAAACUGGCCAGUGUGCUCAAAAUGGACGGCAGACUCCUUACUAAAGUCCUUUGCCGAUGUUGAAUUCCGCGCCGAGGCUGUGGACUGGACCUUCUCGCGCUACAGUGACUACAUGUCCAACAACCGAGACGAGAGCCCGCUGUACCUAUUCGAUAAGAACUUUGCCGAAAAGAUGGGUAUUCAAGUCGGAGAAGACCCCGGGGCUUCUUAUUGGAAACCUCCGUGUUUCGGCCCAGACUUGUUCGAAGUCUUGGGCGCGGAGAGGCCGGCGCAUCGAUGGCUUAUUGUUGGGCCGAAGCGAAGCGGCUCUACUUUCCACAAGGACCCCAACGGUACGAGCGCGUGGAAUGCUGUCGUCCAAGGCGCCAAGUACUGGAUCAUGUUUCCUCCGACUGCUCAAGUCCCUGGUGUCUACGUGUCCCAGGACAGCAGCGAGGUCACCAGCCCGUUGAGCAUCGCCGAGUGGCUGCUGACGUUCCACCAGGAAGCGCGGCAGAUGGCGGGGUGCAUCGAGGGCGUCUGCCACGCCGGCGAGAUCCUACAUGUCCCCAGCGGAUGGUGGCAUCUGGUGGUGAACUUGGAGAGCGGAAUUGCGCUGACGCAAAACUUUAUCCCAAAGUCGCCGAACCUGAGGCUCCUGUCGGAGGCACUGGCCUUUUUGAGAGACAAGCCGGACCAAGUAUCGGGCUUCGACUGCGACGUGACCGAGCCUUUUGCUUUGUUCGAGGAGAGACUUCGUGCACAUGAUCCGGAAAUGCUGGAAAAGGCUUUGGAGUUGGCGGAUAGAGCGGGGGGGAGGAAGCGGAAGUGGGAUGCUGUGGUCGAGGCAGGUGAGGAGCAAUCUGGUGGUAGCGGUGGGUUCAGCUUUGGGUUUGGGGGUGAUGAAGAGGGAAUUGCAUAG
This is a messenger RNA of Cordyceps fumosorosea ARSEF 2679, 1053 nucleotides long. RefSeq names its product Transcription factor jumonji. Lineage: Eukaryota; Fungi; Ascomycota; Sordariomycetes; Hypocreales; Cordycipitaceae. The record is from RefSeq and is a predicted model, not a curated record. Gene Ontology annotation, molecular function: cis-regulatory region sequence-specific DNA binding. Gene Ontology annotation, cellular component: nucleus. Bases 1 to 1053 code for a protein of 350 amino acids. The transcript has 2 exons.